Otolemur garnettii (small-eared galago) is the source of this 2851-nucleotide messenger RNA. RefSeq names its product limb bud and heart development (gene LBH). The transcript has 3 exons. The record is from RefSeq and is a predicted model, not a curated record. The coding region runs from base 245 to 562 and encodes 105 amino acids. NCBI's taxonomy places the organism in Eukaryota, Metazoa, Chordata, Mammalia, Primates, Galagidae. Gene Ontology annotation, cellular component: nucleus. Gene Ontology annotation, biological process: positive regulation of DNA-templated transcription.
GGGCGUGGCCUCUCUGGGCCAAGUCCCGCCCCCGCCCCUAUAAAUACGGCUUCCCGGGCUCUUUGUGGGGCUAGGAGCUCGGUGGAGAGCGGGGAGCUCCAGCUGUUUUGCCGACGCCGCUGGCCGUGGGGUUGUCCCGAGAAGGCGGGCGGUGAGCCCCAGUGCGCUCCCGUGUCAUCCUCGCUCGGGACGCAGGAACCGUUUUUAAAUCACAAGGGCGUGGGUCAGCCUCCCCUAGGACUUCAUGUCUGUAUAUUUCCCCAUUCACUGCCCCGAUUAUCUGAGAUCAGCGGAGAUGACUGAGGUGAUGAUGAGCACCCCAUCCAUGGAGGAGAUUGGCCUCAGCCCCCGGAAAGAUGGCCUGUCCUAUCAGAUCUUCCCCGACCCAUCAGACUUCGAGCGUUGCUGCAAACUGAAGGACCGCCUGCCCUCCAUCGUGGUGGAGCCCACAGAGGGCGAGGUGGAGAGUGGGGAGCUCCGAUGGCCCCCCGAGGAGUUCUUGGUCCAGGAGGAGGAGCAAGACAACUGCGAAGAGACGGCGAAAGAAAACAAGGAGCAGUAGAGUCCCCGCGGACACAGCCCCGUGGGGUCACACCAGCCAGCAUCCGUUCCUGAACUGUGUUUUUCCCAUCAUGAUGGAAGAAGAGAGCGAGCCACAGUAGUUCUGAAAAUGUCAAAUGAGGCUUCCGUUUUGCACCUGCAAAUCACCGAGUUGGUUUUCUUUUCUUUGCUUGUCUUUUCUUGAAAUCUGCCGAGCAGUGGAGCCCUCUGAGGACUUGCAAGGCCUUCUGAGAAAGGGAGCUGCUUAGAGGCGGGGGUGGGGGCGGGGAGAGGGGGCAGUUUUUGAGAUCAUUAUCUGAACUCCAUGGCCAGAGACAGUGGUGGGAUUCUAGUGGGCUCCAGGGCUGGGCCAUGGGAGAGUUGCAAAGUGAGCAAGGAACAUUUGAAGUAAGAAAACACGAGGCAAAAGAGAAAAUACAUGUUUUUAAGAAAGCAUUGAGCAGAGAGCUGUAGCCAGGAAGUGCUCAGCUGCAGGGGCAUCAGAAAACAAAGUUUUCAUCUCACUCCAGUUUCCCCCACCCCACCCUUUGCUCUUAUUUCAGAUGUUUUGGUCUGUGAUGGGGAGGAGAGUGGUAUCAGGAAAGGCAAGGCCACCUGCCCCUCUCCAGCGCCUCCUCCCUCAGCCUGGCAGGCUCACAGAGCCCAGGUGGUCAGGUUUAUAAGACAGUGCUUUUGAGCUUUCUUCCCUGACUUGCCUUUUGUCUCCAGCACUUUGGGAAGUAGCAGAGCGCUUCCUGCCCUUGCUGGAAGCCCCAAGGCAGACUGCUGGGCACGGAGGUCUCUCCCUCUGUUGCUGCCCACCCAGGACUUGCUCUCAGAGUGGGAGCAGAGGCUAGGAAUGGCUGGGCUCACCUCCCUUCUCAGCGCCACCCCCUUCCCGGCUGCAGGCAAGUAGAUGGGUCCCCCUAUGCAUCCUAUUGCCACCAGUCUGGCCGGCUGCAGUGCCCGCUCCUGAGACAGCUUUUGGCCUGUUUUUCCUGUGAAAGAUGUGUAGAGAGCCCAGGCAGCUUUUUCUGUUUCUAAUAAGGGAAGGGGGGCUUUCAUGCAAGCCCUGAGAGCUGCCUGUCCUGGGCGUUUCUGCACGGGGGUGUUGAAGCUUGUGUAGCAGCCCUGGAAUCUAGUCUGAGACAGAUUGAAGGGUGUCACGAACCCUCCGGCUUCCCUCACCGAACGGUGGUCCUCCCUUCUCCCCAACCCCCAACACCUGUUUCCUACAAGAUGACCAGCUGGAUGUGAUGAUGGCCUUUGGACUGAGAGCUGCUUAUUGUAGUUAAGAAUCGUCUGGAGUAGCAGGUUACAGGAAAACACUUCAACCCAUCUCAGAGCAUGACUGCAUGGCCAGGAGGUGGAUGUAGACCCUUGAGCCAACCAAGGUACCCACCGCACCCCUCAGGUCCCCAGUCAAUUGAGUUGACCCCAGUUUUGGACUUGUGUGUAUAGCUGUAUCUAAUACCUCAAGGGCAGUGUGGCUCUGGGGAAUGUUGGGGCAGGGGGGUGGGGGACAAGGGACACUGUUGACCCAGCAGUUGGCAGGAUUCAGUCUGGGAAGCUGAUGGUUGCCCUCACCCCUGCUUCCUCCCUCUGUUGUCCGCCUGUGUGACACACACCAACGAUGGCAAUAACUUCUUCCGGCUCCUCGCAGAAGUGGGAGAGGCCUGCCGCCUGUGCCGUGAGGAGGUUUCUCUCGGCUCCCCGCUUCGUUCGGUUUUGGCUGCAGAGAGUGGUUCGUCCCUACUCUCAUUCCCUUGCCUCCCUUUGUGGACAGGGGGCUUGCCUUUUAAAACCCCGUGUUUUGGUGUCUCCCUCUCAUCUGCUCCCCUGGAUCAUCUGUCCCAGUCUUGCUGUGUGAUGGGAACGUGCUUGUAAACCGUGUAACAAAUCUACUUUGUGUAUAUGUACGUUUAUGGAGUGGUUUGUUUUUGCCGGUCACUAGACCACUUUGUAUGACCGUGUGCAGUCGGAGCAGGCCAGGGGCUUACGCUCACAUUAGGACCCCCCUGCAGCUGAGCCUGCCAGGGGGUACCCAGCUGCUCUGGGACAAGUGGCUGAGCUCCUAUCUGGCCUCCUCUUUUUUUUUUUUUUUUUUUAAAGUAACUUGUGUGUAUUUCUAACUGAUCGUAUUGGAAAAAUAAAUCCUAGUAUUUCAGUAUAAAUGCCUGUUGUGAAAUGAACCUCCUGUAACUUCUAUCUGUUCUUUUUUGAGGCUCAGGGAGAAACUAGCAUUUUUUUUUUUUCCAAACUACUUUUUGUCACUGUGACAGUUGUAAAUAAAGUUUGAAAAUGCUUUCCA